Molecule: messenger RNA, 5644 nt
Organism: Cladocopium goreaui
Lineage: Eukaryota; Dinophyceae; Suessiales; Symbiodiniaceae
Source: the annotation of a GenBank genome assembly
AUGACAUUGCGCCCCAUUGUUGUCCCAGCGUUGAGCUCUUGUCCCGCAGUCGGAUAUCUGCACCUUCUCGUUUUUGGAUUGGCUCCCACGCUUCUACCUCCGACGGAAAACCUUUUCCAUUGCUUCAAAACUACGCGCUUGGAAUGCGUAGGUCACUUGGAGACGCUGCGUGACACAGUAGCGUUGUCCAUUUGCCCUUGCAUCCUGGAAAUGGGCCAGCAUCUUUGUGGUCGGGGGCUCUCGCAGCUUGCUCUUGUGUUGGCUCCUGCAGAGCCUGUAGACCUUUUGAUCCUGGACAGCAACAGUUGUUUGUUCCACGUCUCCAGCUUCCACACCUUCCAGCGAAUUGAAUGGGGCGCCGCAUCGCUCCGGCUUAAGAACCCAAAUUGUUUCCUGUUCGUUUUCAUCCAUUCGACCAAGCAUUUUUUGCAAGCGCUCUUGCGCGUUCCAGGUUCCACUGGUCACGCCGAGGCUUGGCUAGGCCGGGCGCAGCCCACGGCUCAUGCAGCGUGCGUGGCGACCGUUCCAUUGAACCUGGCAGAACCCACGCUCACCGAGCGGCUCAGCCGUGAAGCGCUGACAGUUUUUACGCCAUGCGAGUUACUCACUUCCUCGCCAGACGCUGCCAGUUGCACAGCGGGUGCGUCGGGCCCUGCGCAAAUGGAAGACGACUCAGUCAAUGCCUGUAUAGCCUCGCCGGGCAACUUGCUUCGGGGUACACCUGAAGACUUCAACCGAGCUUUUGCAGACGUGUACCGCAAAGAUCCAGAAAGAGCAAAGCUGAUCUCUCGAUACAUCCUUGCCGACCUUGCCCCCUUCCCACAUGAGCAGCUGAAAAAUGCCUUGCCGGACGUCUAUUCAAUGACAGACAACCUUGCCCAAAAAGCGGGCUGCCCCUUUGAAUGGGCUUUCCUCCUUUUUCUACCCGUUCUUGGCACUGCGUGCUCCAAAGCCAGGCUGUUCAUCAACGAAUUUUUCCUCGUGCCGCCGCUGCUUUGGUUGGGCUUAUGCCUCGACAGCGGCGCCAACAAAAGCGGCAUCAUGACAGCCUUGGCAGACAUCGUCUCUGGCUUUGAAAAGGAGUUGCUCCAAAAGGCGCUGGACGAAGCUCGUAAGGAAGCGCAGCUGGCAGAAGAGGAGGAGGAUGCACACGGUGCGGAGCCAGAUGAGCCUUCGUCAAAAAAACGCAAGACCUCCUUGUCGAAAGCAUUGGCGGCCAUCCAGAACAACAAGCCCGCCUUGUUUUCCGACGAAGGCUCGUUGCCCGCCAUUGGCAUGCAAAUGGCGCACAACGGGCACCGGGCUAUUGGAUUAUAUGAUGAAGGCCGGUUCCUUCUCCGAGCGCUGGCCAACGGAGAAGGUUCCGGAUUUAAUGCCUCCACUAUGUCCAAGCUCUUUAGUGGCUCCAUUUGGAAAAGGACGGUUGUGAAGGAUAACAACCGCUUCUCCAUGCACCAGACAUGCCUUUGUUUAGCAAUGACUUUCCAUGUCGAGGAAUGGCAUGACUUUCUGGCCAAAGAUGGUGCCUUGGGCAUGCAAAGUCGGUUUCUCAUGUUUCACAGCAGCCCCCGCCUCGAGAAAGCAGACGCAGUCCUCGAACCUGCGGUGUAUUCCACGGGGGCUGCGCGCUCUCGAGGUGCGCCGGUCCUUCCAGCUUCAUUGCUCACCCAGUUUGUUUCUGUCCUCACAAGAAUCGAAAACGUUCACACUGCAAAUGCUCCUGAUUUUGAUGCGUCGCGGGAAUUCAUUCCAUAUUUCUUUGCCCCCGAUGCCUUGGAUUAUUUUCGAGAGCACUACGACGCCCAAGUUCUCACGCAAGAACAAUCAUACUUGCAGGACCCAAAGCUUUUCAGCCAUGCCGGCAAACUGAAAUCACUUCCCUGGCGUUUGGCUCUGUUGUUGCAUUCUUGGGCGCGUGCGUGUUCUGCCGCCGAUCAGUCAGGCACGGCUUGGAGCAGAGAGCUUUCUCGCGAAGUCGUGGAGCCGGCUAAAGCUAUUUUCGAUUAUUUGUCCUUGCAGUCUCAACUGCUCGCGCCGGGAUCCAACCUCGUCAGCCCCUUGGACACGCACGACUUGCGCGAGCUUGCUGCGCAGAGGUAUCCGUAUCUUAUCACUUUGAUCGAAACCGACACUCUCCCAACUGCUCGCGCAGAAGCUGCCCCUGCCAAUUCGUUGCCGGAUGCUAGCCCGUCUUUCACUGUUUGGUGGGAAGCCCUUUCCCCGGACAACAAACUCUAUGCUUUCGUUGCUGCGCACUGGGUUCUCACGAGCGCAAGCACAAUCAUGGUUGACCAGGGGACCUUGCUGAAGAAACUUCAUGCAAAAGACACAGGCGUGGCAUUACCAAGAGAUGCUGCCAAGCCAUAUUGCCAAAACGCGUUUUUGCUUCUGAAAUAUUGCCAGUUGGCAGCCUUGACCAGGACCUCCGAAAAGGCGGCUCACAGGCUGCGCAAAAGAAAGCCUCCGCAAUGCCCAACUUCCCAAGUUGCAUUUUCAAAUUUGCUGCAUCUUUUCCAGCACAAGCAGGCGAACAGCUUGGCGGAGUACGCAGAAUCCUGCCUAACGGUGACCGCGUCUAUCUCCAGUCUGUAUGCUGCCGACUUGAAGGUCCUGUUGCCGCCCGAUUUCGAUGUCCCGCGCAUGGAGCAGUGCUUGCAGCUGCUCACGCAAUACGCCACUGACGCCCGCCCUUUCGAGCACAGUGCCAAAAUUCUGAAUGUCAAAUCCCAGCGCGUGGCAGCCAAGCAGGUAGCGCCUAACAAUCCUCGUCCUCCGCCUCCAGGAACCGAGAUGUUAGCCGGGGCCACCCACAGCGACGCGUGCUCUUCGUUGAUGUACCCAGGGUCCCUCAGUUUGUUGCCUGCUUUCGUUCUCGCGUUCCACCACGCGGAUCCUGCAUGUCGAGCGUCUGUGGCGCACGCAUUGCUGCAACAACAAUGUUUCCAUCUUCACCUGUCUGAAAGGGACUGCGACUUUAUUCUUGGCAAGCUUCUCCGACGUGCCCCGCAUUGGCUUGGAGCUGAGUGCCACUUGCCAAAACACAUUCCCACGAGAUGCGUUCAACCAGACGUGAAACAUUGUCUGACGUGCCACGCACAUCUCAAAUGUGCCGCCGCUCGCGCAGUGCCUUGUGCGCUUGGCUUGCAUUGCGUGGAACAGGUCCUGCUCCUCAGCUACUCUUGCUGCUCCUGCAGUCGCUCUUAUUUUGGACCGUGGGUUGAAGGCAAAGAUGCAACUGGUGCGCGGGCUAGGAUGCUAGUGCAAGACAACCCACGCUACUUCUGCAUCACGCAAAACAUCGUCUUUGCGACAGCUUUCUUGGACCAAGUCACCGACAUUCUGCUUCAUUGCGGCGGUUCUUUCCGAGGCAUUGUGAAUGUGCUGCGGCCCAAGCUCCACAUGAAAAUUCGAACGCUGGAGAAGCAUCUCCGCGAUUCGUGGCUGCAAUACUCCGUGUGCAAGUUUUUGACAAACAAUCGCACUUCCAUCAAUUGCUUUGUCGGCAAGAAUGGCAUGGAACCCUGGUGCCGUGGACUCGAAGACCAGGUGCUUCACCAAUUUCAGCGUCGCUGGCUCCUGCAACACCAGUGUUCCAAGUGCGAACGAGGCAUUCUAGGCGUGGACGGCAAUGCCAAAGUUCGUAGCAAACUGUGCGCCAACACGGAUGCGGGCGUAUGGGAUUGCAGGCCUCUGAACGCCCAUUGCCGGACUGGAUGCCAGAGUGCUCCCAUUCCUAGUCGAAAAUAUUGCGCCGUGCACCUCCGAGAUGCUGACCCGAUUUUUGGUUGCGAUCUCAUUUUGCAAAUGAUCCUUUCCUUCCUCGCAACGACAGCAACCCUGCUUUCUCGCACCGAAGCUGGUCGCCACAAGUCGCCAGAUAUUGUCGCGCUUUUCCCGCUUUGUCGACGAACGCGGAAAGCGUUGAGUUUUGCUGUGAGCCACGCUAAGCUUCAAUAUCCAGUUUCGCUUCUUUCUGUCAAACGUAUUCCGCGUUCGCGGCGGUAUGCUUUCCAAACCAAGACAGGCCAAGCCUUUUCGCUAUCAAGCGCCUUGGUUCCCACGCACUACCAACAGCAAUAUGGUCAAUCCUUGUUGGAGCCCGUUUCACGAGAGUGCCAAUCAAAGCCACGCGUCGGACAUCAAGUCCAGUUCUCUGCGUCCGAGAAAAAUGACGCGUGUCGCCGGCAAUGGGAAAAAUCUCGUGCAGCACGGCGCAGUGGGGGCGUUUUAGCCGCUGUCAAGGAAUGCCAAAUCAUCAGCGCCAUCAAGCUCGUGUACACCCACGAAUCCCCAACAGGGGUCUACUUUUUCUUGGCUGAGCUGUUUGAGUUUCUGUCUGCCGGCCGCAAUGUCAAUUUGAAGACUGCCAAGCGGAAGACUCGCCUGCGAACACUUCAGCAAACCAUGCCGCUGGUCUUUAACGAUUGCGCGUGCACGUUGCAGCGCUUCAUGGCUUCCAAGAAACGACGCCGCAUGAGCAAAGUUGCUCGUACCCUCAGCCGGCUUCGCCUUGUCAUCGACAAGUUCCAUUUUCGCAAAGGGCACAGCGGCUGCAAGCCUGAUGGCACUCGCCCGUUUCCCAAAACGUGGCCUCAGACGCAUGCCUCGAGCUUCCCCAACAUUAAUGACAGCGCAGCUGAACAAUCUUUUGCGUUUGUUCGCAAAAUUGCGGUGGCGGCGCGGCGCAUGACUCCAGUGCGUGGCCUUCUCUUCCUUGCGUCAUUGCUGCACGCUCGCAAUGUACAACUCGAACUCAUGGGGAUCAAAAAGGCAGAACUGGCAGCGGCCAAGAAGCGAAAAUUCAUGGCGCGCCGCAACUUCCAGGAUGCAGUGGAAACGCUGCCAUUUCGACGACCAGCUUCGCACCGGUCAACCGGGCAUUCCGCCGGUCAACCGGGCAACCGCCCCGGUCAGCCGGUCAACCGGGCAACCGCCCUGGUCAGCCGGUCAACCGGGCAACCGGGCAACCGGGGCAACGAGCGCUGCAGCUACUGCGUGGUGCCCUUCACGCGCGGAAGCGAACAGUCACGGCCCAUGAGCUCCAUCCGGCGCGAGGUGGAAACGUUGGGGGACGAGGGCUUUCGAGAAGUGACGCUCCUAGGGCAAAACAUCGAUGCCUAUGGCCGAGACUUCACACCCCGAAGGACCUUCGCAGAUCUUCUGCGUUCUUUGUCUGACUUGGACAUCUCACGGAUCCGUUUCCUCACGUCACACCCCAGGUACAUCUCUGAUGACUUGAUCCGAGCCGUGCGAGACGUUCCCUCGGUGUGUGAGCAGUUCCACAUCCCCUUCCAGUCUGGUGAUGACGAAAUCUUGCGACAGAUGGACCGUGGCUACACCGCGGAACGCUACAGGCGCAUCGUGGACAACAUCCGCCGCGCGAUGCCAACUGCAGGGCUCUCGGCCGAUGCCAUUGUGGGCUUUCCGGGGGAGACAGAGGAGCAAUUCCAACGCACCCUUCAGCUGGUGGAGGAAAUUGGCUUCUUGACCGUCAACCUGGCUGCCUAUUCUCCGCGGCCCAACACGUUGGCGGCGCAGCGGCCAAAUCAGGUGCCAGAGGAGGACAAGAAGCGACGCCUGCAGCAGCUGAAGGACGUAGUGCAGCGCUGCUCUUUGGAGCAGAGUCGUCGCAUGCGGGGCCAGG